UUAUCAGGAAAGAGAAAACCGCUAUGUAGCCAAACUGCUUAGAAGGAAACGAGCAACAUUGUAGCGACUGUAGUAUUUGUUAUAAUAAUUCAAAGCGUCGGGGUGCUAUUAUAAACUCGUUUUGAAGAUGAAGGUGAGAUAACUAGUGUGCAUGUGUUGUUAAGAGCGGAAAUGGAGAAGCAGUCGCGUCUGUUGUGUUCUGAGCUGUGUGUUCAGCGCAGACUGUAUGAGGUCACAUUAAACUGCGCGAUUCUCGCGUGGAAAGACACACAAAUCGCCAAAAAACACACCGGACGCGCCAUAUAUGGAGCUGUCAAAGCGGGUAGUCAUUGUGUUCCGGUGUGUGAGAUUAUAGCCGUUCAGGAAAAAGAAGAUGACUCUCCUUGUAAAGACACUGGGAAAUGGCAGAAGGUUCCUCAGAGCCCAGCGGACUCCUGCCAGCAUGCUUUCACAGUGUUCUAUGUAGAGAGGACAAGGCAGCACUGCUGGCGGUGCAGCAACAUGACUUUCCACUGCUCUGAACAUUCCCUGUGUCUGCUCUGGGUCCAAACUAUUAGGGAACAACUUGCAUUGCUGACCAAUCGACCGAAGAGUUUGCUAGUGUACAUCAACCCCUACGGAGGAAAACAACAUGGGAAGCAGAUUUACGACCACAAAGUGGCCCCCAUCUUUUCCCGGGCUUCCAUUUCCACCGACGUGAUUGUUACAGAGCGUGCAAAUCAUGCCAGGGACCACUUGAAGACGGAGGCUGAUCUGAAGAAGUAUGAUGGUGUGGUGUGUGUCGGAGGUGAUGGCAUGUUCAGCGAGAUUAUGCAUGGCCUCGUCUCCCGUACACAGCAAGAAGCAGGUGUGAAUGAGAACUCUAUGGAGGAGACCCUUAUGCCAUGUGGACUUCGCAUCGGCAUCAUUCCUGCAGGUUCGACUGACUGUAUAUGCUACGCCACAGUUGGCUCAAAUGACCCUGUCACCUCAGCACUGCACAUCAUUGUGGGUGAUUCUCAGCCAAUGGACGUCUGCUCAGUACACAAUGAAGACCACUUCCUGCGCUACUCUGUGUCACUACUGGGUUACGGGUUCUACGGAGAUGUGCUGACAGACAGCGAGAGGAAGCGCUGGAUGGGCCCGGCCCGUUACGAUAUCUCAGGUGUUAAAACUUUUCUGUCACAUCGCUACUAUGAGGGAACUGUGUCCUUCUUACCUGCUGAAGGGAACUUGGGAACUCCCAGGGACAAAAUGCAGUGCCGAACUGGGUGUAGUAUCUGUCGGCAAUCCUCUUCUGAUAAACUAUUCAGCAAAAAUGAAGACAGCGUUUCUGAUGCUGAGUGUCAGGGUACGUGGACGGUCAUCAGGGGAAAGUUCUUGGCCAUCAAUGCUGCCAGCAUGAGUUGUGCGUGUCCUCGCAGUCCUAAAGGCCUGUCGCCGUCAGCGCACUUAGCAGAUGGAACUACUGACCUCAUCCUUGUCAGGAAGUGCUCCCGACUCGACUUCCUGCGCCACCUGCUGCGCCACACCAAUAAGGACGACCAGUUUGAUCACACUUUUGUGGAGGUGUACCGGGUCAAGCAGUUCCGAUUCACCCCCAGAUAUCAGGAGUGUGAUUCUGAGGUGGACCUGAGAGAGAGUGGAGCGACAAGCAAGCGAUUUCUUAGCCAGAUCUGUAGGGAACACAGAGCCUGUGGUUGCAUGCCUUUCCAGAGCAACUGGAACUGUGAUGGAGAGAUCCUCCCACACACUGCCAUUCAAGUCCGGGUCCACUGCCAGCUGAUCAAGCUGUUUGCGAGAGGCAUCGAAGAGCAGCCUGUGUUUGAGGACCCGUACGCUCACUGUGCAAUAUAGAUCUCCACUCCGCUUAAAAAAACCUCCAGCUGGAUCAUUAAGGAUUGAGAUUCUUUGAAUGGAAGAGUCACCUUCAGCUCAGCACAAUGUCAUGCUGUUUCUUAUGCUGUUUUACCCAGAUAAUCCUCAUGAAGGUGCAUUGAAAACACACAGAGCUGGAGUCAACAGCAUUUUCACAGCAUUUAUGUAGGCUGUAUUAGAUUUGUGUAAGAUAGGAUCAGCUCUUUCAGCUAGGCAUUAGCAUUGCCAAUUUUUCAUUUCAACCCUUGAAGUCCUUGAAGUUGCUGGUGAUAUCUCUUGCUGUAUGCGACAGUUUCCAGUUGUCACCAUUUGUCUUCCACCACGAUCAAGCUGGUCUUGAGAGUAGCGUUUAAUUGAAUCCCAAAGUCAAAUUCCUGGAACUGUGAAAACUGUUUUUUUUUUUUUUUGUCUAGAUAUAAAGCACAUGAGGUGGUCAGCUGAUGAAGUUAUUGGUAUACCAAAAAAGUGUGUGGUUUAUGUUGAACUUGUUGGUCAUUCAAAAAUUUAAGUUUUGUUAUCAUUUACUAAAAAAAGACUUUCAAAUUAAUUUUAAGUUGUUAAUCACUGACCCCCCGCCCCCCCAAUUCAUCAGCUAUUCCUUUAAUAGUUAGCAUGAAGUAAUAUAUGUCAUAUAGACAGUGAAGCCUACAUUAAAUCAAAUUUACAAAUGAUCAGUACAUAUUAUGCGAAUGGCACGUCCAAUCAGUAUAAACAUACCUCUUGACCAAUUCUAAUGUAUCAUGCCCCAAUCUUACCACAGUUGGUUUUGUUUUCCAAACAUUUCAUGCAUGGAAAUGUAGCAUUAGUGAGCUAGACACUGACAGCUACACAGUGUCACUGCAGGGCCAGUGUAUGUACGGCUGUUCAUCAGACGGAAUGUAAAUGUAAAUACUGUAGCGCUCUUCUCUGUGUCAUCUUCCUUGGUUGCACCCCCCGAGAAUAUUUCCUCCCUUUAUAAUGAAUUUUGUGUUUGUGUUUCCUAUGCUGAUGUCUUAUUUCUUAUGAAAGCUCUUUUUGUUCCUGCAGUAUCGAAGAAUGAAGAAGUUUAUAAUAGACAGAAAAAUUGCUUUUUACUGUUGUGCAUGUCAGCUGCUUUAAUAUGGAAUUUUUAAAGUGUUUCCUUGAGCUGUACUUGUGAUUGAGGGCAUGUAUUUCCCAUGAUGCAUCUGUAGAGGCAACACAACUUCUGUAGCUAUUACAGGGAAAACAUUGUUCACAUCCUUCAUAGACUGAAAGAUUGUAGGGAAGCUUAUUUUUGCCACAUAAGAAAAAAAAACUGCUUUGGUAAAUCAUAAUUAUGAAAUCAGGUCAUAAUUAAGUAAUUAUUGAAAACUGAAAUAAAAAUAUUUAAAAAAAAUACUAAUAAAAUUAAAAUUAUUUUUAGUCAUUAUUAAAAAUGACUAAAAAUAAAAACUGAUAUAAAUAAGUCAUAAUUAUAAUAUUAAAAUGUCAUAACUGAAAUAAAAAUAAAUUAAAGCUAAAUAGAAAUACUAUGAUAAAACAAACUUGAUAAAAAAUAAAAUAUUUUUCCGACUUGAUCAUAAUUUUAACUUUGGAAAUGGGCUUCACAUGAUUGUCGUGUGUGAAUCUUGGGAAGAAAUUCCCAUAACAUUUCACCCUGAAAUUAAAAAGAAAAUUAAGUAAUUAUAUUUUUCAACGACAAUGAAAACCUUUUUGAAAUUUCAUUGAAUUAUGUAUUUUUGCAUUGCAUCAUGACAUUAUUUUCAUUACUGAUGAGCACAUUUUCUUUUAAUUAUUGUAGUGAAAUAUGACCAGGAUAUUUCUUGACAGUUUUAAUGUUAAUCACCCAUGUAUACUAAGGACCAUGGAAAAGAUGUCCUCAUAUGCGACCAGUCAAUUCAGAUGUCACGAGAUCCUCUGCUGUUUAUGAAUUAUGAACUGUGGCUUGCUAUUCUUGUGUGUGUAACAGUAUUUGUGUUGUGUGUAGUAUUAGCCAAUGUCAAAGCUUGUGUAUUUGACACCUAUUCUACUAUUGUUGGUAGCCUACUUCAGACCUAAUCAAACCCAAUACUGUGCACGCACAUGAUGUGCCACCAACUUUCCCUACUGAUCCAAAGAUACCAUUCACAGCCCAUUUUAAUUACUUGAAUGUGGCCACAGUUUUCACCUUUGUGCUGCCCUGGCGGCUUUUGUUCGUUUAUGGCUUAUGACAGCUGACUGUAUAAUGUACCACAAUGGUUGUCCAUUACUGUUUGUAUGUUUUCAGCUCAAGUUAAACUGAGUUCUCUCAGUAGAGUGUCACCUUAUGCAGUCAAGCACUUGUCAAGACUCAGUAAUGACUGAUAAUGAAAUCAUCUUGCAGGACUCGAGAUGAUGUGUAAGACCUGACGUUUAUUGUGAUGUGUUGAAUGAAAAGCAAAGAAAAACCAUAAAUAAAGUUUAUUGAACAGUC
Molecule: messenger RNA, 4270 nt
Organism: Onychostoma macrolepis
Lineage: Eukaryota; Metazoa; Chordata; Actinopteri; Cypriniformes; Cyprinidae
Gene: cerk
Product: ceramide kinase
Exons: 13
Coding region: 172-1836 (554 amino acids)
Molecular function (GO): kinase activity
Source: RefSeq, a predicted model, not a curated record